GUCGGUAUCAAAUCGACCCAAGGGCCGAAGCACUUUUGCGUGGGUCGAUACCGCUUUCUGCCAAUCUUUCAAACCCCAAUAGCAUGGCCAGUUAACACUCCGCCUGCUGUAAGCCAUGCGCAGCUCACCACAUGCGCGCCGGGUCGGUGGGGCGGCUCCGGGUGCAGCCGCGGGCGCCGCCCCGUGCCUCGCCACUGCGCCCUUCUCUCCUGACGACGCGGAUGCUGAGCAGCACAGUGCGGGACGCUGGAGUCGACAGGCACUGGCGGGCGAACCCGCAGGCGUGGCGCCGCCUCGCUUCGCCGCCAGCAGUGAGAUACAGCCGGCCUCGGCCGAAGGCGGCAGUGCCGGCGACACCGGUACCGCCGGCUCUGGGCUGACAGUGGCUGACACGGCAUCGGCGGGGCGCAGCCACCGGCGGCUCGCGGCCACGGCAGCCGCCGCGCUGCUUGGGAACGGCGGCAGUCCACAACAGUACAACGCCCAGGUGGCGAGGGGCGGCGGCGCGGGUGGCUCAGGCCGCUACAGCGCGCCUCCGUCGCCGCACAUGCGCGCCCCUGUGCCUGGCGCUGCGGCCGUCAGCGGCAGCCACGGAGGCGGCAUCAGCGGGCGGCGCGGCGGGCUGACGACGUGGAUGGCGGGCCAGCUGUCAGCGGCGCUGGCCAUGACGACCUCAUCCCCGGGGCCGUCGCCGUCGGCGCUGCCGCACACGGCCAUAUGCUCGCCACGCCGGCUGCACGCGCCGCUACUGCCCUUAUCCGGUGGCAGCAGCGGCAGUGGCAGCCACGCCGGAGGCGGCAGCAGCUGCGGGCCUGGAGGCAUGGCUGCUGUCUGCGGGGUCGUCGGCCCCGGGCGGCGGCGGCGGCGGUUGCUGCUGACAGGGGUGGCGCUGCUGCUGGUGGCGGUGGCGGCGACGGCGCUGCUGGUUCAGCAUCCAGCGGCAGGCGGCAGAGGCGAAGUGACGCUGCCUAGCGCUGCUGCUGCAGUGCAGGCGGGAGAACCCGCAGCGGCGAAGCACUGGGAGGGGCACUGGGAAUCGGGCUGGGGCCGUGCGCCCUUCUUGGCGACCGCACGCCACGCUAGCGCCGGGGGCCUCUCCGCUGGCGAAGGCGCCGGUCAGGUGGCUCAGCGGAAUCACUCCGAGGCAACGGCGCCUGGCGCCCGCAGUCGCGCCGGGGGCGGACCAGCCAACUCCACAUCAGCACACCAUCCAGCCAUGCCGCUGCCUGUCUCAGCUAGCACAGCGGCUGACCCGGGUGGCAGCGGCGGCGCUGACGCCUCGCAGCCGCACGCAGCCUCCACACCCACAGCGACGGUCGUGCCUAAUGACGACGCUACCAGUGCCCUGGCCGCCGCAGUGCCGGCUCCCGGCAGAACGCCCGCAGCACGAGCAGGCGGCGCCACCGGCCCUGUAGCCGCACCAGCGGGGAACCUGACAGCAGCACACAGCAGCAGUGGUUCUGCGGUUCCGGAGCCAGGUGCAGCCCAGGCAGUGCUACCAGCACCUGCGCCGCUUCGCUCAACUGGGUCUGUACGGGAUGCCUCCAAACAGGCAGGGAGCGAGCCUGGGGCUGCUGUGGGGGCUGCAACAGCCAGGAGCCCACUAAGGCGGCAGCCCGCAACCGCCACUGAUCCGGCCGCCGCCACCGCAAAUGGUGCCAAACAGCAGGCAGCGGCGGCGGUGCAGCCAGCAGCCGCGGUGCGGCAGGCUGUCGCCGCCGCCUCAGCGCUGCCUGCCACGACCGACAAGCAAGCUGCUGCGGCGGCGCUGGUGGCGGCGGCGGCUGAAGCGGCGGCGCUGCUGCGGGAGCGUGAGGCGGCGUUGGAGGGACUGCUGCUGUCAGUGGGGGCGGAUGACACGGUGGGCCGAGUGGCGGCGGUGUCGUCAUCCGGGCCCAUGCCGGCACUGGAGGGCGGCGCCGCGGGUGGGGCUGGGGCUGCAGAUGGGCCUGGUCGGCAGCGGCAGGCGCAGCAGCAGGCGCAGCAGCAGGCGCAGCAGCAGGUGCAGCCUCAGACGACAAUCACCAGCACCCCCGGCCCCGUCGCAGCAGGGCUGGAAGCGGGCGUCGGCGCACUGGCGACGGCUCGCGCCGCGCUGAUGCGGCACCCGGGCGGCUUCAUCCCGCGCAUCAUACACCAGAUCUACGGCCUCUACGACGCAGCUGACGCCGCCACGCCCGGCGCUACAGCAGCUGCGCCUGCAGCCGCCACAGCCAACCUCGCAGCCGCCUAUGGCGGCAGCAUCGCCGUCGCCAGCAACAUCCGCGCCCCUGGGCGCAUGGUGGCCGACGGCGCACCAGCCGCGCCGGGCGGUGUCGGUGGUGGCGGCGGUGGCGAUGGGCUGCAGCACCUGCCGCCGCUGGCUCAGCGCUCUGUGGAGUCGUGGCGGCGGCAGAACCCGGGCCACACGCAUGUGCUGUGGGGCGCGGCGGAUGUGGACGCGGCGGUGCGGCUCAUGUUCCCAGCCUUCGCCGCAGCCUGGGACUCGCCGUCGUUCCGGGCGCUGCCGGUGCUGCGAGCUGACCUGGCCCGAUACCUGCUGGUGUUCGCAUUCGGCGGUGUGUAUGCGGACACGGACACGCUGUGCCUCAAGCCCAUUGACAGCUGGACCCAGGGAUACGGCCCCGGAGUGAGCGCCAUCGUGGGCGUGGAGGCGGACGCGGGCGGCAUCCCGGGCUGGUGGCGGCACUGGGGCCGGCAGCUGCAGUUCUGCCAGUGGGCCUUCGCGGCCGAGCCCGCGCACCCGCUGUUGGCGCAUGUGGUGUUCAGGAUCUCUGAGCUGCUGGAGGCGGUCCGGCGGCGCGGCGGCUCUGUCCACGUGGACGACGUGACCGGCGUGACGGGGCCCACAGUCAUGACAGACGCCGUGUACGAAUACCUGAGGGCCAAGGGCCGCAACUACACGCAGUUCUUCGGCCUCACCACCGGUGUCCUGGUGGGCGGCGACAGCACGGCGCUGGAGCCGGCGGCAGCAGCGGCAGCAGCAGCUGGCACCGCGGCGGCGGUGGCAGGAGGACCGGCACCCGGGACUGCGGGGGCUGCGGGAGCCCCUGCGGUCGGCGCUACCGCACCCGGAGGCAGUAGCAACAGCAACCGCAGUAGCGACGCCACCAGUAGCAACAGCACCGGCGGCAGCAGGAGCGACAACAUUGGCGGAGCAGGUGGUGUCGGCGGAGGCGGCGGUGGGGGUAGCGACAAUGCAGGCUCUGCGACGGGUGGCGGCGGUGACCUGCUGCUCGUGCUGCCCAUCACGGCCUUCAGUCCGGGGGUGGGGCACAUGGGGGCGGGGCCGGUGACACACCCCGAGGCGCGUGUGCAGCACCUGUUCGGUGGCAGCUGGAAGAAGUUGGGGGCGACAGCAGCAACAGCACCAGCGGCAGGAGCAGCAGGAGCAGGGGCAGCCCCACAGGCGCUCUCACAAGCACCGUUGCAGGUGCAGGCAGCGCUGCCGGUGCGAGUGGCCCUCCCGGUGCAGGUGCAGCCGCAGCCGCAGAUGCGGGCAGCGCACCAGCCGGCCAAGGUGGCGGCUGAGGUACCGGCCAGCCCUGGGCUGCAGGCAGUGCUGCCGGUGGCGGGCGCCCUAGCAGGGGCGGUACCGGUGUCCGCCAGCCCUGUUAUGGAGGUCGUUGCGGUCGGGGGCGGAUGAGGUGGGGGCCUGUUCAUAGCAAGUGGAUGCAACUGUCGGAGGAUGCCGCAGUGCGAAUCAUGCGUGCGUUGGGUUCGGUGAGGUGAGUCUCACUGGGUGAGUAUGGUAUGGAGGUGGAACUGGCAGGGUCCGUGUGGGGCCCGUGUACCUGGAGUGGCGUUUCCUGUUGCGUUGGCAGUGCCUGGAGCGGAAAUUGAGACCUUGACAGAUGACAAUGACCACGUUGGACAUGGCGGGGUUGGGCAAGAUGGCGGCGGAGGCCAUUCGGGCGAAGUUCGAUAGCCCUGAGGCCUAUUCUGCGUACAUGGCGGGGUUGGUUCGGGCGAAGUUUGAUAGCCCUGAGGCCUAUUCUGCGUACAUGGCGGGGUUGGGCAAGAUGGCGGCGGAGGGCCUGCGGGCAAAGUUUGCCGACCAGGAGGCCUUUGUGAAUUAUAUGCAGGAGCUGAAGCAGGGUGUGUGUUAUGGCAAGUGGCGUGUGUUGCUUGAUGUGGUGGGCACGGCCCUGGCCUCAUAUGCUGCGGGCAAGCUGUGGUGCCUGCUGUGCCUGGCGCUGCGGCCGGCCAGGCCAGGCAAGCCGAGUAAGGGGUAUUCCAGCGUUUGCUGCCAUAGUUGCCGCAAUAUGUUUACAGUCAAUGAUGGCUUUGUUAUUCGCAAGAAAGGUGGUCAGUGCAUGGGCAAGCUGACGGAGCUGGCGGUGGUGGCGCGCAAGGUGAUUGAGAAGGCGGCGGCGAAGGAGAAGGCGAAGCAGCAGCUGGCGGCGGCGAAGCAGGCUAAGGAGGUGCUGAUCAUUAGCGACAGUGACUGAGGCGUCAUAGGAGAACAGUGGACACGGGACCCAAUACCUAGGUAACGUAAUUUGCUGUAGGGGUUGCCUGGGCCAUUGGAACGGCGACAGCGUUCGGUUCUUCAUCUUUUGGUACGGGUGGCGCAAACCAGCCCAGAGGCAGCAGGCGACGGACCGCACGGCACAGUAUUAUUACAAGGGCGUUAGGGCGACAUGGAUGAUGGGCGGUGGUAUCAGUACUUGAGCGACAUCUGCGCUCUGGGUGCGCCGGCACUCUGUGAUCGGCUGCAGCGGCACGGUCGGCUCCAGUAGCAGUUGUCUUGGCUACGAAUUGUGUUCGUGCCGACCCGUACUACACU
Chlamydomonas reinhardtii is the source of this 4789-nucleotide messenger RNA. RefSeq lists its product as uncharacterized. Bases 116 to 3646 code for a protein of 1176 amino acids. Gene Ontology annotation, biological process: protein N-linked glycosylation. The transcript is spliced from 6 exons. Gene Ontology annotation, molecular function: alpha-1,6-mannosyltransferase activity. Gene Ontology annotation, cellular component: mannan polymerase complex. The record is from RefSeq and is a predicted model, not a curated record. NCBI's taxonomy places the organism in Eukaryota, Viridiplantae, Chlorophyta, Chlorophyceae, Chlamydomonadales, Chlamydomonadaceae.